UUCCCACAAGAACCCAAACUAAACGGCCGGGCCCCUGUGCUGUGCAGGCUGCUGCAAUGGCCUCCCCCUCCGCCUCCGAUGGCGAGCUCUCGCCGUUCCCGGUGGAGGCGCGCCGCAUCGUGGUCACCCACCGCCUCCCCCUCCGCGCGGAGCCCAAUCCGGACGCGCCGCACGGCUUCGAUUUCUCCCUCGACGCCGACGCGCUCCCGCACCAGUUCGCACGCGGUCUCCCCCGCCCCGUGGUCUUCGUCGGCGCGCUCCCCUCCGCCGCCGCGUCGAUCCCUGCGUCCGACGAGCUCGCGGCCGAUCUCCUCGCGCGCUUCGCUUGCAGCCCGGUGUUCAUGGAGCCCAGCCUCCACACGGACUUCUACGACCGAUUCUGCAAGCACUACCUGUGGCCGAUGCUCCACUACCUCCUGCCGUUCACGCCCUCCGGCGGCGGCGGCGGCCUGAGCUUCAAAGCCGACCUCUACCGCGCCUACCUCACCGCCAACACGCAGUACGCCGACCGCGUGUUCGAGCAUCUCAACCCCGACGAGGACCUCGUUUUCAUCCACGACUACCAUCUCUUCGCGCUCCCCACCAUCCUCCGCCACAAGUCGCCGCGCGCCCGCAUAGCCUUCUUCCUCCACUCUCCUUUCCCCACCUCGGAGAUCUUCCGUGCCAUCCCAGUUCGCGAGGAGCUCCUCCGCGCCCUCCUCAACGCCGACCUCGUGGGCUUCCAUAACUACGAUUACGCCCGCCACUUCCUUUCCGCCUGCGCUAGGCUCCUUGGCGUCUCCAGCCACACCCAUCGCGGCUACAUCGGCAUCGACUACUUCGGCCGCGCUGUUGUCGUCAAGAUCCUCUCCGUCGGUGUCGACAUGGGCCAGCUACGUGAGGUGUUGUCGUCGCCGGAGACGGCAGCGAAGGCCAAGGAGGUUGCCACGAGGUUCGCCGGUCGGCGGGUGUUGCUCGGAGUAGACGAUGUUGAUCUGUUCAAGGGGAUUGACCUCAAGCUCUUGGCCAUGGAGAGGCUGCUAGUGUUGCGGCCGGAGCUGUGUGGCCGGGUGGUGCUCGUGCAGAUCAACAACCCGGCGCGGAGUCCUGGGCGCGACACCGACACGGUUCGUGCGGAAGUGCAGGCGACGCGGGAUCGGAUCAAUGCCCGCUUCGCCAGUCCGGGGUAUGAACCGAUCGUGAUGAUCGACGAACCCUUGACGAUGCACGAGAAGCUGGCGUUCUACACCUCGGCGGACAUCUGCGUCGUCACCGCCGUGCGCGACGGCCUGAACAGGAUACCGUACAUCUACACCGUGUGCCGGCAGGAGGGUCCGAUCUCCGGCGGCGUGGCGGGCGCGCCGAGGGAGAGCGCCAUCGUCCUCUCCGAGUUCGUCGGGUGCUCGACGUCCCUGGGCGGCGCGGUUCACGUCAACCCGUGGAACGUGGACGACGUCGCCGAGGGGAUGAGCUCGGCGCUGAGGCUGGAUGGGCGCGACAAGCAGAUGCGGCAGGAGAAGCACUACAGGUAUGUUGUCACGCACGACAUUGCCUACUGGGGGCGAUCGCUCGACCAGGACCUGCAGAGGGCGGGCAAAGAUCACGCGUCGAUGAACUUCUUGAGCGUUGGGCUCGCCAUGAACUUCCGCAUCGUCGUGCUUGGUCCCAACUUCCAGAAGCUCUCACCUGAGCACAUUAAUCCAUCGUACCACCGUACCGGCAACAGGCUUAUCUUACUGGACUAUGAUGGCACAGUGAUGAUUCCUCAGGGGCUGAUCACCAGAGAUCCUAGCCAGGAACUGAUUAGCGUCCUGAAUGAACUGUGCUCGGAUCCAAAGAAUACCGUCUUUGUAGUCAGUGGGCGGAGGAAGGAUGAACUGGCUCGAUGGCUUGCGCCCUGUGAGAGGCUGGGGAUCUCUGCUGAGCACGGCUAUUUCACAAGGUGGAGCAGGGAUUCUCCAUGGGAGUCACCCAAUAUGUUGGUUGACUAUGAUUGGAAAAACAUUGUUGAGCCUGUAAUGAAGCAUUACUGCGAUGUGACUGACGGGUCAUACAUUGAGGCUAAAGAAACAGCACUAGUCUGGCACUACGAGGAAGCUGAUCCAGUUUUCGGAUCAAGUCAGGCCAAAGAGCUCCAGGACCACCUGCGUGACGUGCUUGCCAAAGAGCCAGUAUCUGUGAAAAGCGGCCAUCAGAUUGUGGAGGUUAAUCCUCAGGAGGUGGGCAAAGGAACAGCCGUGCAGAGGCUCAUUGCCGCCUUGGGAGCUCGCGGAACAAUGCCAGAUUUCAUCCUAUGCGUUGGCGACGAUGGGUCUGACGAAGACAUGUUCAAGGCUAUCAGUGCUCCUCCUUCCAGCAAGUCUGCGUUCCCAGAGGCUGCCGAGACAUUCGCCUGCACCGUCGGCAACAAGCCAAGCCUGGCCAAGUACUACCUGGAAGACCCCGACGAAGUUCUGAAGAUGCUCAAGGGCCUGAUCGACUCGUCGGCAGCGCAGCAGCGUCCCAUGGCCGGGGGAGGGCGACCUCAGGUCUCGUUCGAGGACCCCGGCUCUCGGUAGAGCAGUGCAUUUUAUUCAGGAUAUGAUAUGAUAGGUUACUGAUGGCCGAUCAUUAGCGCAAAUGACAGGGUUCUGGUUAAUUUUUAUUUUUUCAUGUUAGUAGUGUCAUUGUACAAUCCUCAGAAAUUUUCUCCUAGCUAGAUCGGAAGUAAAACAUGGUAGAAGGAAAAUCAUUGCUGGACGAUCUAUGAUUGGUGGCUGUUAUGCAGGCUCUACUACAUUGCGCAGCACUGUAGCAGCAGUGGCAGGGUAGCGGUAGUACAAUGGUUGUCAUUAACAUCUUCUGAGGUACAGUACCCA
Sorghum bicolor (sorghum) is the source of this 2837-nucleotide messenger RNA. Its product is annotated as alpha,alpha-trehalose-phosphate synthase [UDP-forming] 5. The transcript has 3 exons. The record is from RefSeq and is a predicted model, not a curated record. Gene Ontology annotation, molecular function: catalytic activity. Bases 57 to 2537 code for a protein of 826 amino acids. NCBI's taxonomy places the organism in Eukaryota, Viridiplantae, Streptophyta, Magnoliopsida, Poales, Poaceae. Gene Ontology annotation, biological process: trehalose biosynthetic process. Gene Ontology annotation, cellular component: cytosol.